AUGGCGCACGUCCGAGGCCCGCGGCUGCCUGGCUGCCUGGCCCUGGCUACCCUCUUCAGCCUUGUGCACAGCCAGCAUGUGUUCCUGGCCCCUCAGCAAGCACUGUCGCUGCUCCAGCGGGUCCGCCGUGCCAACAGCGGCUUCCUGGAGGAGUGGCGCAAGGGGAACCUGGAGCGAGAGUGCGUGGAGGAGCAGUGCAGCUAUGAGGAGGCCUUCGAGGCCCUGGAGUCGCCCACCGACACGGAUGUGUUCUGGGCCAAGUACACAGCUUGUGGGACGGUGAUGAAGCCUCGAGAAAAACUCGUCGAAUGUCUAGAAGGGAACUGUGCUGAGGGUCUGGGCAAGAACUACCGCGGAAAUGUGAGCUUCACCCGGUCAGGCACCGAGUGCCAGCUCUGGAGGAGUCGUUACCCACAUAAGCCUGAAAUCAACUCCACCACCCACCCUGAGGCCGACCUGAGGGAAAAUUUUUGCCGCAACCCAGAUGGCAGCACCACAGGGCCAUGGUGCUACACUACAGACCCCACGACGCGGAGGGAAGAGUGCAGCAUUCCUGUGUGUGGCCAGGGGGGGUUCACUGUGCAGCUGACCCCACGCACUGGAGGCUCCAAGGGGAAGGUCUCACCCCCACUGGAGCUGUGUGAGCCUGAUCGUGGCAGGCAGUACCAGGGUCGCUUGGCCGUGACCACAUAUGGCUCCCCCUGCCUGGCCUGGGCCAGCUCGCAGGCCAAGGCCCUGAGCAAGGACCAGGACUUCAGGCCCGAGGUGCCGCUGGUGGAGAACUUCUGCCGGAAUCCUGAUGGGGAUGAGGAGGGUGUCUGGUGUUAUGUGGACGAGAGGCCUGGUGGCUUUGAGUACUGCGACCUCCAGUACUGCGACGAGCCUGUGGAAGAGGAGGCGGGAGACGGGCUGAGCGAGGACCCAUCCGCGACUAUCCAAGGGCGCACCACCACCGAGGAUUACCAACCCUUUUUCAACGAGAAGACCUUCGGCUCCGGGGAGGCAGACUGUGGACUGCGGCCUCUGUUCGAGAAGAAGUCGCUGAUAGACAAGACGGAAAAGGAGCUGCUAGAUUCCUACAUACAGGGGCGCAUCGUGGAGGGUCGGGACGCCGAGCAAGGCAUCGCGCCGUGGCAGGUGAUGCUUUUCCGGAAGAGCCCCCAGGAGCUACUGUGUGGGGCCAGCCUUCUCAGUGACCGCUGGGUCCUCACUGCAGCCCACUGCCUGCUGUACCCACCCUGGGACAAGAACUUCACUGAGAAUGACCUUCUGGUGCGCAUUGGCAAGCACUCCCGCACCAGGUAUGAGCGGAACAUUGAGAAGAUCUCCAUGCUGGAGAAGAUCUACAUCCACCCCAGGUAUAACUGGAAGGAGAACCUGGACCGGGACAUUGCCCUGCUAAAGCUCAAGAAGCCCAUCACCUUCAGCGACUACAUUCACCCCGUGUGCCUGCCUGACAGGGAGACGGCGGCCAGAUUGCUCCAGGCUGGAUACAAAGGGCGGGUGACCGGCUGGGGCAACCUGAAGGAGACGUGGAUGUCUAACGUUGGCGAAGUGCAACCCAGUGUCCUGCAGGUGGUAAACCUGCCCAUUGUGGAGAGGCCGGUCUGCAAGGCCUCCACGCGCAUCCGCAUCACGGACAACAUGUUCUGUGCUGGUUUCAAGCCUGAGGAGGGGCGAAGAGGGGAUGCUUGUGAAGGUGACAGUGGGGGACCCUUUGUCAUGAAGAGCUCUUUUAACAACCGCUGGUAUCAAAUGGGCAUCGUCUCAUGGGGCGAAGGCUGCGACCGGGAUGGGAAAUAUGGCUUCUACACACAUGUCUUCCGCCUGAAGAAGUGGAUACAGAAAGUCAUUGAUCGGUUUGGAAGUUAG
Orycteropus afer afer is the source of this 1872-nucleotide messenger RNA. It is a transcript of the gene F2, whose product is annotated as coagulation factor II, thrombin. The transcript is spliced from 14 exons. Gene Ontology annotation, biological process: positive regulation of blood coagulation; platelet activation; blood coagulation. Gene Ontology annotation, cellular component: extracellular region. NCBI's taxonomy places the organism in Eukaryota, Metazoa, Chordata, Mammalia, Tubulidentata, Orycteropodidae. Bases 1 to 1872 code for a protein of 623 amino acids. The record is from RefSeq and is a predicted model, not a curated record. Gene Ontology annotation, molecular function: calcium ion binding; serine-type endopeptidase activity.